GCCGCCCCGCCCCGCCCCGCCCCCGUCGCCGCUCCGCUGCCGGGGGCUUUGACUGGGGAGAGGGGCGUGGGAAGCAAGUCUGAUGGCGACGCGACUGUGGCUGCGCGGCCCUUAGCGUGAGCGCGGCGAAAGGGUGCGGGUGGCUGGGAAGCGGGAGACACGUAGCGGAAGCGUGAGGCCUCGGGCGAGGCGCGCCGUGGGCUGCGGGGCGGCCGGGAGGGGACGAGGGGGACCCGGGCGUGCCCGGGCGGCGGCUGCGGCGACGUGGAGAGGCCGCACCCCUAGCUCGCCGGCCUCUGUUUCGGUCGUCCGGGAUGCGAGGAGGGAAUGGAAACACUCGGAGGCUUUGCUCAGACUCGCUUAAUUGACUUUCCUAUCACUGAUGAAGAAAUGUUAAAGCCGACUGCUGAGACUGACUUUUAUUGACCAGAAGACAGUUCCAUUGUUUUCACUUCUUGUUGUUUGCCCUACUGCUUUGAACUUUACUGUAACGGAGGAGACACUUGGAAAAUAAAGUGAACAUGCUGUUGCUUUUUUGAAAGUAAUUUUUGUUUCUGAGGAAAAGCUAAAGUGCCAGAGUGAAAAUCAGAAUGGCAUCCAGAGAAAGGCUCUUUGAACUUUGGAUGCUUUAUUGUACAAAGAAAGAUCCAGAUUACUUGAAGAUAUGGCUGGACAAUUUUGUUUCUAGUUAUGAACAAUUCUUAGAUGUUGACUUUGAAAAACUGCCCACCAGGGUAGAUGAUGUGCCUCCAGGAAUAUCUCUUCUUCCUGAUAAUAUUCUGCAGGUUUUGAGACACCAGCUGCUACAGUGUGUUCAAAAAACGGCAGAUGGGUUAGAGGAACAACAACAAGCUUUGUCACUUUUACUUGUCAAGUUCUUCAUUAUUCUUUGCAGAAAUUUAUCGAAUGUAGAAGAAAUUGGUACUUGCUCAUACAUUAACCAUGUUAUUACUAUGACAACACUGUAUAUCCAACAGUUAAAAAGCAAAAAAAAGGAGAAGGAAUUGGCAGAUGAGACCUCUAUUGAAGAAUUUGUAAUUCAUGCAUUAGCAUUUUGUGAAAGUUUAUAUGAUCCUUAUCGGAACUGGAGGCACAGAAUUUCAGGUCGAAUCCUUAGUAACGUGGAAAGGAGCAGACAGAAGUAUAAACCAGCUUCUCUCACAGUGGAAUUUGUCCCUUUCUUUUAUCGUAAGUAACAGCUCUAAUGUUCUUUGAUUUUGGUGUUUCUUUGAUAAUUUCUUAUUCUAGUUCUGGCCUUUAGCUUUUGGUGUAUUUAUACGUUUUUUUUUUUAAUUUCUUUAUUGGGGAAUUAAUGUUUUACAUUCGACAGUAAAUAUUUAUACUUUUUGUGUAAAUAUUUAUACUUUGUGUAUUUAUAAAACUGAUGGUAAGAACCUCUCACUGUAAUAUAUUGUUGGUAUGCAUGAGACUCCUUCUGUUUCAUUUGGUUUAAAUCCCCCCUGCUUAACACUAUUCUAUUUACAUAACCACUUCAUUCUAUUUACAUAACCACUGUUAACAAGUACCACCC
Messenger RNA from Erinaceus europaeus (western European hedgehog), 1531 nucleotides. Its product is annotated as neurobeachin-like protein 1. The transcript has 7 exons. Lineage: Eukaryota; Metazoa; Chordata; Mammalia; Eulipotyphla; Erinaceidae. The record is from RefSeq and is a predicted model, not a curated record. Bases 591 to 1196 code for a protein of 201 amino acids.